AUGGGCUACAGGGCAGGGCUGGGGCGCUUUUCAGGGAUCUAUAGGGUACAGCUGGGGACACAUGCUGCUACCAAAGCCAAGGGGUGCAUAAAGAUGGACAAUAUGAGGGUGGACAAUACGUAUAUGGACAAUAUAAGGGCAGACGUCACCCACAUGCCCCUGGCGGCGACAGGACACGUUGGUAGCUCCAAGACCUUCCUGCUGGUGCAGACCCCCCAGGGCCUGCAGCUCAUCCCCAGCCCCCCAGCACCCCCGCGGAAGCUCUUCCUGCUGCCCAGCACCCCGGCCGAGCCCCCCGCCUUCACCCUUCUGCCCGCCGAGGGUCCCCUGCCCCAGGCGGUGAAGGGUCCCCAGGCGUCAGGACCUCCUGCCACUGGGCAGAGCAUCCUGUUGGUACCCGGCACGGGGCAGGCGCUGCCCGGCAUCCAGCUCCAGGCCAUGGCGGGCGCCGCAGCAGGGACCAGUGUCAUUGUCCUGAGGGGUGGUGUCAGCGGUGUCCUUCCCCCACGGGGGCCACAGCCCCCCGAGGUCACCGGCGUCCAGCUGCAGGCAGCCGAGGUGACCAACGUCCAGCUCCAAGCCGUGCCACAACCCUUGGAGGUAACAAAUGUCCAGCUCCAAGCCACAGAGGUGACAGGUGUCCAGCUCCAAGCCCUGCCGCAGCCCUUGGAUGUCACCAACAUCCAGCUGCAAGCUGCUGAGGUGAUGAAUGUCCAGCUCCAAGCCCUGCCACAACCCUCCAAGGUGGCCAACAUCCAGCUGCAAGCCAGUGAGGUGUCCAAUGUCCAGCUCCAAGCCCUGCCACAGCCCUUGGACGUCACUAACAUCCAUCUCCAAGCUGCCGAGGUGACAAAUGUCCAGCUGCAAGCCUUGCCUCAGCCCUUGGAUGUCACCAACAUCCAGCUGCAAGCCAGUGAAGUGACAAAUGUCCAGCUGCAAGCCCUGCCACAGCCUUCAAAGGUGGCCAACAUCCAGGUCCACACUCUGCCACAGCCAUCAGAUGUCACCAACAUCCAGCUUCAAGCUCUGCCACAACCCUCGGAUGUCACCAACAUCCAACUGCAGGCUGCGGAGGUGACAAAUGUCCAGCUGCAAGCCCUGCCACAACCCUUGGAUGUCACCAACAUCCAGCUGCAGGCCACUGAGGUGCCCAGAAUCCAUCUCCAGGCCACAGACAUGACAGACAUCCAUCUCCAGGCCACAGAGGUACCCAAUACCCAACUGCAGACCACAGAGGUAGCAAAUGUCCAUCUCCAAACCACCAAGGUACCUGACAUCCAUCUCCAAGCCACAGAGGUGUCCAACGUCCAUCUCCAAACCAUGGAGGUCCCCAGUGUCCAUCUUGAGGCCACAGAGGUGCCCCACAUCCAGCUCGAGGCCACAGAGAUGGCCGACAUCCAGCUCGAGGCCACAGAGGUGCCCAGCAUCCAGCUCCAGACCACAGAGGUGCCCAGCAUCCCGCUCCAGGCCACAGAGGUGGCCGACAUCCAGCUCCAGGCCACAGAGGUGGCCAGUGUCCAACUCCAGGCCAUGGAGGUGCCUAACAUCCAGCUGCAGACCACAGAGGUGCCCAGUGUCCAUCUUGAAACCACUGAGGUGCCCGAUGUCCAUCUCGAAACCACUGAGGUGCCCAGCAUCCAACUCAAGACCAUGGAGGUGCCCAACAUCCACCUCAAGACUGUUGAGGUGCCCAGUGUCCAACUCCAGACCGUGGAGGUACCCAACGUCCAACUCAAGACCGUGGAGGUGCCCAGCGUCCACCUCAAGCCCACAGAGACUCCCAGUUUGGUCCCAGUGUUCCCCGCCAGUAAGGCCCCACUGAUCGCCAUUAUCAUCACAUUAAUGCUCAGUAUGGUCCCAGUCUCCUCCCCCAGUAUGGCCCCACUGAUGCGCAGUAUGGUCCCAGUCUCCCCCCAGUAUCGCUCCACUGAUGCCCAGUAUCAUCCCACUGAUGCCCAGUAUGGCCCCACUGACUCCUAG
Molecule: messenger RNA, 1980 nt
Organism: Charadrius vociferus (killdeer)
Lineage: Eukaryota; Metazoa; Chordata; Aves; Charadriiformes; Charadriidae
Gene: ZNF628
Product: zinc finger protein 628
Exons: 7
Coding region: 1-1980 (659 amino acids)
Source: RefSeq, a predicted model, not a curated record